This is a messenger RNA of Magnolia sinica, 1420 nucleotides long. Its product is annotated as aquaporin NIP1-1-like. The record is from RefSeq and is a predicted model, not a curated record. Bases 324 to 1202 code for a protein of 292 amino acids. Gene Ontology annotation, biological process: transmembrane transport. NCBI's taxonomy places the organism in Eukaryota, Viridiplantae, Streptophyta, Magnoliopsida, Magnoliales, Magnoliaceae. Gene Ontology annotation, molecular function: channel activity. Gene Ontology annotation, cellular component: membrane. The transcript has 5 exons.
AGCUUUCAAUGCAUCCUUUUUCACACUUUUCAACCAUAUCGAAUCCCUUCUCCCAUCUAUUUAAAGUCUCUCUCUCUCUCACUCUCUCCUACGAAAGAAAAAACAGAGCCAAGAGUCAAUGAAAAGAAAUCCCAUGAUUUCUCUUUCUUAUAUGACUGAAUUUUGAUCUGAAUCUUGCAAAUCUUUUGAUUUGGGUUUCUUGGUCUUGAUCAUUUGGAGCUGAAGAUAGUGUUUUUUUUUCUCUGGUUGUUAGCUCUGUUCCUCCAUGUUUAGAUGCAGCAGUUGAAAAUCAAAUCACCCGUUCUUUUGCUGUUGAACUAGCCAUGUCUGAGAUAGCUGGAGCUAACGGAAAUCACGAAAAGUCGAUGGAAGAAGGAGUUGUUGGGAAUUCAAAAGAGGGCAGCGAGGAUGUUCGUAUGGGAAAUGGUGAUUCGUCUACAGCUGAUUUGAAAAGAAACAGAGGAACCAGCUUUCCGCUCUCUAUAUCUUUCAUGCAGAAGUUAAUUGCAGAAGUAAUCGGGACGUAUUUUGUGAUAUUCGCUGGUUGUGCAUCGGUGGUGGUUAAUCUUAGCAAAGGUUCAGUGACAUUUCCUGGGAUUUGCAUCGUGUGGGGACUCGUCGUCAUGGUCAUGGUCUAUUCGGUGGGCCAUAUCUCUGGCGCCCAUUUCAAUCCAGCCGUUACCAUUGCCUUCGCCACCUGCAGAAGAUUUCCAUGGAAACAGGUCCCAGCUUACAUAUCAGCUCAGGUGUUGGGUUCGACGCUUGCCAGCGGAACGCUUCGGUUAUUAUUCGGUGGAAAGCGGGAGCAUUUUCCAGGAACGAUUCCGGCAGGAUCAGACCUUCAAUCUCUCGUUCUUGAAUUCAUCAUCUCCUUCUACCUCAUGUUUGUAAUCUCCGGCGUGGCCACCGAUAACCGAGCUAUUGGAGAACUUGCAGGACUUGCUGUCGGCGCCACGGUUCUGUUAAACGUGCUUUUUGCUGGGCCUAUUUCAGGGGCAUCCAUGAACCCUGCAAGGAGCUUGGGUCCAGCGAUCGUAGCCAACCGUUAUGAGGGCAUAUGGGUCUACAUUGUGGGGCCCAUCUGCGGGACGGUGUUGGGUGCGUGGGCAUAUAACCUCAUCCGCUUCACCAACAAGCCUCUGCGUGAGAUCACCAAGAGCGGUUCUUUCUUGAAAAGUACAAGGACAAAUGGCUCCAACUGAAUUUAAAAUACAUAUUGAUUGGAAAACUCCAUCUAACACCACCUAUUCUCAUAAUACAUCCCUCUUUCUCUUCUUCAUACAUCUCUCUCUAACCAAUCUCUAUGUGGGGCUGUGGAUAUUAAAAAAAAGGGGUGUAGAUUGUAGUAUGUUGUAAUGAAGGGAAAUCUUCCGUGUAAUGUGGCGGGUCUUUCUGAUUAAAAAUGCUUUCUUCUGUUGCA